AUGUUGAAAGGAGUUUUGGGAGAGGUCAUAUCGGAGUACCAAUUGGCUUUCAUCAAAAGGAAAUAUAGUUUGGACAAGCCUCUUGUGGUAAACGAAAUCAUCACGUGGUGCAAAAAGAUCAAUAAACAAGUGUAUAUUCUGAAAAUUGAUUUUGAAAAGGCCUAUGACAAUGUUAACUGGAACUUUGUGAUUGACACUAUGAGGCAAAUGGAGUUUCCCGGCAUUUGGUGUGAUUGGAUUCAUGGGGUUUUGGAGUCGGCUAGAUCCGCAGUCCUCGUUAACGGAGCUCCCACCUUCGAAUUCCAAUGCGGUAAAGCUAGGGAUGGAGGUGUGGUACAUGGUAUUAAAACCCCUAAUUACGGGCCUAUCAUCUCACAUCUUCUUUAUGCGGACGAUGCCAUCAUUAUAGGGGAAUGGGAGGCUGAAAAUUUACUGAAUGUCGUGAGAAUCCUGCGAGUAUUCUACAUGUGCUAUGUGCUGAAAAUAAAUCUCAAAAAAUCUAAUCUUUAUGGUAUUCGAGUACUUAACUCGGAAGUGAAGGACAAGGCUAAAGUGGUUGGGUAA
This is a messenger RNA of Helianthus annuus (common sunflower), 564 nucleotides long. RefSeq lists its product as uncharacterized. The record is from RefSeq and is a predicted model, not a curated record. The transcript is spliced from 2 exons. Bases 1 to 564 code for a protein of 187 amino acids. Lineage: Eukaryota; Viridiplantae; Streptophyta; Magnoliopsida; Asterales; Asteraceae.